UUGGGACAAACACAAAUACCACAGGUACAGUACUCUCGCUCUGCCAAAACCUACAGGAUCGUACUUAGUGCUACUAACACAGCCAUCUUAGAACAUGAACUGAUCACAAGACACCAUGGCCGAGAGAAGACAGACCACUGUGACACCAAGAGAGUGCUACAGUCAUUACCAGACCAUUUGUGGGCUAGUGGACCUACAGAUGUUGGACUCACUGAUUGUGCCCCUAUCACCUUUUCUGUAAAUACAAACACUCCUUUGUGGGUAAGGCAGUACCCACACAAACCUCAGGCAGAAGCAGGCAUUAAAGACACCAUAGAAGGUCUGUUAGAUCAAGGUGUCCUUGAAAUGUCACAAUCCAGCUGGAACACCCCAAUCUUACCAGUAGAAAAGAAAGGGACAGGUAAAUAUCGUAUGGCUCAUGAUCUUAGAGCUAUUAACAACAUACUUACAACCUCCACGGUACCAGUUCCUAACCCUUAUGUGGCCCUGGCUAACUUAGAUCCCUCACAAAGUUGGUUUUCCUGUAUUGAUCUGGCCAAUGCUUUCUUUUGUCUCCCGCUCGCUGAAGAAUGUAGGGACAUUUUCUCAUUCACGUUCCAGGGACAGCAGUUGCGAUACACCAGACUGCCACAAGGCUUUGCACUGUCCCCAGGCCUAUUUAACCAAGCCCUUAAACAGGCACUGACAGACUGCUCACUCCCAGGCGGCGUGUCUCUCAUUCAGUAUGUUGAUGACUUGUUGAUAGCUGCUCCCACCUCCACAGCAUGUCUCAUUGCCACACGUUCAGUCCUGCAGCACUUGGCAGACAAAGGGUUUAAGGUUAGCAAACCUAAGCUACAAGUAGCACGAAAACAGGUUUCCUUCCUAGGCCGUAUGGUAUCACAAAAGGGGGUCAGCAUGUCCCCUGAUCAUAGGUCCUCUAUUUUACAUCACCCUCAGCCUGGAAAGGUAAAAGACAUGCUCUCGUUUUUAGGACGGACAGGAUACAGUCGUAACUACGUAGCCAACUACACUGGACUGACACAACCGCUGCGGGACCUUGUGAAAGAACAGGGCAUGCGUAAUCUCAAUGCCAAGCUUGCCUGGACUCAGGAAGCAGAGACAGCUUUCAUCACCCUUAAACAGUCACUUGCAACCGCAGCAGGGUUGGCUACACCAGACUAUCACCUCCCAUUUCAUCUUGAUGUCUCUGUAACAGACAACUGCAUUAAUGGCGUUCUGUUCCAGAGAAAAGGGGGAGAUAGGAUAAUACUGAUGUACGUUAGUGUGAUGCUAGACAACAUGGAAAAAAGACAUCCAGACUGCACACAACAUGCAGCAGGGAUAGCAAAACUGAUACAAAAAACUGCACACAUAGUGAUGGGUCACCAGCUAAAUGUCCUCACAACACAUAGUGUGGUGGCUUACGUCAACUCAGAGACAUUCACACUCACAACACUGAGACAGAGACGACUGAGCAAAAUCCUAGAGGCGCCUAACAUCUCAUUCACGCACGAAGGGAUCAACAUGGCAGACCAAAUAGGGACAGGAGAGCCACACCAGUGCGUUGACAGAAUCAUCAAAGAGGAAAAAGUCAGAGCAGACUUACAAGCCACACCAAUUGAGGGAGCCAGAGACCUGUUUACUGACGGUUGCUGCUACAGACAUGAGACAGACGGACUCAGAGCAGCCUAUGCAGUAGUAGAAGACAGAGGAGGACAGCUAGUGACCCAAAAGGCAGAAAACCUAGAGGGACAGCAGUCAGCUCAGAGAGCAGAAGUAGUAGCAGUCAUUGAGGCCCUAAAACUAGGAGAGGGACAGGAAGUUAACAUUUACACAGACUCAGCAUACGCAGCAGGAGCAGUGCAUGUAGAGUUAGGGCAAUGGUUGAGAGCAGGAUUUUUGACAGCAAGUAACAAACCAAUCAGACAUGAGACUGAGAUGAAAGAGUUGGCAGAAGCAUUGUUGCUUCCCAAAAAAGUAGCAGUCAUAAAAUGUAAAGGACAUAAUACAGGGACAGACAGAGUGACACAGGGAAACAAUGCAGCUGACCAAGCAGCAAAACAGACCGCAGGAUAUUUAGACAGAACAGAAAAGACUGUACUUAUGUGUUCAGAGACUGAACUGCAGCCAGAAAUCAACAUGACCAGAGUAAUUGAGUUACAGAACAAAGCCUCUCCACAGGAGAAAUCCCUUUGGAAAGCCAGAGGGUGCACAGAGACUGAUGGACUAUGGAGAGGGCCAGAUGGCAGACCUAUCCUACCUCCAGGACUGAGACAGACAGCCAUGGAAGAAGCUCAUGGGGUGGGACAUGUGGGCGUUGCCCAGAUGAUGAGAAAUCUUGAUAAUUGGUGGCAUCUAUUUCUAAAAGACAUGGCUCAGUACUUGAUCAAAACAUGUGAACAAUGUACAAAGUUUAACACCAGACCAACUAUCAGACCAGAACUGGGAAGGUACCCCCUGGAGGCCAAACCAGGAAAAGAGAUUAUCAUAGACUAUACAGAUAUGAUAGACUCAGUCAGGGGUUACAGGUAUGUACUGAUGUGUGUAGACGCAUACACAGGAUGGCCAGAAGCUUGGCCAACAAAAAAGGAGGACAGUAAAUCAGUAAUAAAGUUCCUGGUAAAUCAAUAUAUCCCCAGACAUGGUUUUCCUGAGAAAAUCAGGUCAGAUAAUGGCACCCAUUUUAAGAACCAAGAUCUCCACGCUUUUGGUACAGUAUAUCAUCCUCAAUCACAAGGUAAAGUGGAAAGAAUGAAUCAAACUGUCAAAACAAGAUUGGGCAAAAUCUGUGCACAGACCAAAUUAAAUUGGCUAGAUGCUCUACCACUAGCUCUGAUGUCUAUCAGAAGCUCAGUAAAUCAAACCACGAGGUUUACCCCACACGAACUGCAGACGGGGAGGGCUUUCCCCGGACCACAUUCCAGACCCUCUCUUGCUACAUGUGAUGACCAGAACCUAACCUUUAAAGCUUAUUUUCACGAACUGCAGGGCUUAGUGUCAGCCUUCUCCAAACAGGUCACCAGCCUGCAGGAAUCUGCACAGUCAUCUCCACCACCAGAGGCAGAGUGGGUCUUGCUGAAGGUCAUCAAAAGGAAGUGGUCAGAGCCUCGGUGGACGGGUCCAUUCCAGGUGACGGAGAGAACCUCGCACGCCGUCCGACUACGAGGAAAGGGGGACACCUGGUUUCACUGGAGCCAGUGCACAGCAGCUGAGGAGCCACAACGUUCCCUGAAGGAGAUCCAGACAGAUCUACAAGAAAAGUCCACCUCAACAGAAGGGGCAGAAUAA
Messenger RNA from Larimichthys crocea (large yellow croaker), 3270 nucleotides. RefSeq lists its product as uncharacterized. The record is from RefSeq and is a predicted model, not a curated record. The transcript is spliced from 2 exons. Lineage: Eukaryota; Metazoa; Chordata; Actinopteri; Sciaenidae. The annotation marks the transcript as partial. Gene Ontology annotation, molecular function: RNA-DNA hybrid ribonuclease activity; nucleic acid binding. Gene Ontology annotation, biological process: DNA integration.